AUGGCUGGCCAACCACGGGUUCCUAUUUCCGGGCGAUCCACUGACGCGACGCCCCUCCGGUUCUCUUCCGGAGUCCGCUCGCUACUUGGCUGCGGAAGAGUACCUUCCCCUGUCCCCUUCUCGCCACCCUUCGCCCUCGACCGUCCGAUUCCGCCGCAGUUCAUUUCUCAGGAAAUCUGGAACGAUUGAUGGGUUCGAUUGACUCUAUCGCAAAUGGUUCUGAAAAACAAGCACUUUCUGAAGAGCAAAGGACUAAGAUAAAUGAGGUAAGAGCAUCAUUAGGACCAUUGCCAGACAAGCUAGUUUGUUAUUCUUCUGAUGCAUCAAUUGCAAGAUAUUUGACAGCAAGAAACUGGAACGUGACAAAGGCAACUAAAAUGCUAAAAGAAACUUUGAAGUGGCAUCUUGAGUACAAGCCAGAAGAAAUUCGCUGGGAUGAAAUAGCUCAUGAAGCUGAGACUGGAAAAAUUUACAGAUCAAGUUACUCGGACAAGUUUGGAAGGAGCAUUCUUGUCAUGAGACCUGGAUACGAGAACACAAAGUCAACAAAGGGAAAAAUUAGGUACUUGGUGUAUUGUAUGGAGAAUGCAAUUCUCAAUCUGCCACCUGAUCAAGAACAGAUGGUGUGGCUCAUUGACUUUAAAGGAUUCAACUUGUCAAAUAUAUCGAUCAGGACAACGAAAGAAACAGCUGAUGUUUUGCAAAAUCAUUACCCAGAAAGAUUGGGCUUAGCUAUACUGUACAACCCACCCAAGUUCUUUGAACCUUUCUGGACGGUAGCUAAACACUUGCUGGAACCGAAGACAUGCAGAAAAGUAAAAUUUGUUUACUCCGAUGAUGACAACACCAAAAAGAUCAUGGAAGAGUUCUUCGAUAUGGAUGAAUUGGACUGCGCAUUUGGAGGCAACAACCAAGUGGGUUUUAAUAUCAGCGAUUUUGCAGCAAGGAUGAAAGAAGAUGACAAGCGGAUGCACUUCAUUUGGAGCCAAGAAAAUGCCUCAUCAUCCUCAGUUCAACAUGAAACGAUAAUGACAAAUGUUUCAGGCAACUCUGGAUCAGAUUGUGAUAAAUCAGAGAACGGAACUCCUGUCAGGUGAGAGUCAUACCUUCUUUGAUGGCAAAUCUCCACCUAAAAACGACAUGGUGGACUUGAAUGACAGGACAUUCAUUGCAUCCCCUGAAACUAUUUGUUGAGGGAGAAGACAGUAAGGCUUUAGCAAGACCAAUGUUAUCAAGUUUGGAUACAAGGAAUGUUUUCUCAAACUUUUCUAUGUAUUUUCUGUACAAUAUUUAUUAUUCACAGAUUCAUAGUUGGCAUGAAUAAUGAUAACUUUCUUCUCCA
Molecule: messenger RNA, 1342 nt
Organism: Musa acuminata AAA Group (dessert banana)
Lineage: Eukaryota; Viridiplantae; Streptophyta; Magnoliopsida; Zingiberales; Musaceae
Exons: 6
Coding region: 189-1097 (302 amino acids)
Molecular function (GO): phosphatidylinositol transfer activity
Source: RefSeq, a predicted model, not a curated record